CGAUAUUUUCUAAUUGGAUCCAAUCUUUGUAAACAUAAGGCAAUACACAAACAGCAAGCAACAUUUGUCAACAAAGCGCUGACACAAUUGGCCCAGGUGUACCAUCCAUUCCCAUAAUAAAAACCAUGUCAACAACUCCGAACCGACAAAACGUCUCAGCGAGCCGUUUACAAUCGCCUCGAACUCCUGCAUCACCAACAGCCGCAUCGUCGACCGUCGGAGCAUCUCGCGUGGCAGAUUCCAUGGUGAAAUUUGCAGAUCUGCACAAGAAAUGGCAACUGACGGUCCAGAAGGGCUGCCAGUACUGCGGCGCCAUCGAGAACAUCAAGAAAGGCGUGCUGGAAUCAAAGCAGCAAGACUGCAAUCCUUAUCCGGCCAAUUUGGAGCUGUACUGUAAGAACCUGGCAAUUCUGAUCACCAUUUUGGAGGAUGUUUUGGUGAGCUUGGAUGCGAUGAUCGAACAGUUGAAGGUACUGCAUGUGGUUAUGAAGGACGAGGUUUUGGGAAGAUCGUGGAAUCUGCGGAAGGUGAUGGAUGCGCUGGUUAGCGUUUCGGAGAAUUGGAAAUCCGAGCUGGAUGUGAGGAAAUCGGUUACAGAGAACAUCGGCCAUUCGGUGGGUACUGCAGAAUUGGCACUUCAUGUAGCCACUUGGGAGCAGCUUUCAAGUCAAAACGAAGUUGUGGGGCUUUUGGUCAGGAUGUUGAGCACGGAAUUCAAUGUACCACUUGGCUGAACAUUCGUUUCCAUACCAUUAUACCACUACAAUCUGUGAUACUCGAAUAAACAUCUGUUUUU
Messenger RNA from Ochlerotatus camptorhynchus, 796 nucleotides. RefSeq lists its product as uncharacterized. The transcript has 3 exons. The record is from RefSeq and is a predicted model, not a curated record. Lineage: Eukaryota; Metazoa; Arthropoda; Insecta; Diptera; Culicidae. Bases 126 to 734 code for a protein of 202 amino acids.